UCAAGGCUAAAGACCUCUGGAACACCCUGGGCUCUAGGGCUCUAGAUUGCGCUGUUAACACCUAAAACAAACGUCCCUCUCUUAGAUGACAUACGGUAGCCCUUCGCCCUCGCUCGACUCUCACUCAAAUCUUCGGAAAGGAGGGGCGGAGGGUUUAUGUCAUCAUUCUGCGCCGGCCUGACCCGCGACGCGCCGGCGGCUGGCGCAGCCCUUCGCUUGCCGGGCCUCCCCCUCCCUGGUUCCGCGCUCUGGUUCCGCCAUGGAAUCCAACAAGGAUGAAGCCGAGCGCUGUAUCAGCAUCGCCCUCAAGGCCAUCCAGAGCAACCAGCCCGACCGGGCACUCCGCUUCCUGGAGAAGGCACAGCGGCUGUACCCGACGCCCCGAGUUCGCGCUCUGAUCGAGUCCCUAAACCAAAAACCACAGUCUGCCAGUGACCAACCCCCACCCACAGAAGCAACCCACACCACCCACAGGAAAGCAGGUGCGACCGAAGCCCCCACGGCCAACGGUGAAGCUGGAGGAGGAGAGAGCAGCAAAGGCUACACUGCAGAGCAGGUGGCAGCAGUGAGAAGGGUCAAGCAGUGUAAGGAUUACUACGAGAUCCUGGGGGUGAGCCGAGGAGCCUCAGAUGAGGACCUGAAGAAGGCCUACCGCAAGUUGGCCCUCAAAUUCCACCCUGACAAGAAUCACGCACCUGGUGCCACCGAAGCUUUCAAAGCCAUUGGCACGGCAUAUGCGGUACUUAGCAACCCGGAGAAAAGGAAACAGUAUGACCAAUUUGGUGAUGACAAGAACCAGGCAGCCCGACACGGCCACGGCCACGGGGACUUCCACCGUGGCUUUGAGGCUGACAUCUCCCCUGAAGACCUCUUCAACAUGUUCUUUGGUGGUGGCUUCCCUUCUAGUAACGUCCACGUGUACAGCAAUGGCCGCAUGCGCUAUACCUACCAGCAAAGGCAGGACCGCAGGGAGAACCAGGGUGACGGCGGGCUAGGGGUCUUUGUCCAACUGAUGCCCAUCCUCAUCCUGAUCCUCGUGUCAGCUCUCAGCCAGCUCAUGGUCUCCAGUCCACCCUACAGUCUGAGCCCAAGACCGUCAGUGGGCCAUGUCCACAGACGAGUCACAGAGCACCUGAGCGUCGUCUACUAUGUGGCGGAGACCUUCUCUGAGGAGUACACAGGCUCUAGCCUCAAAACAGUUGAACGGAAUGUGGAAGAUGAUUAUAUCGCCAACCUCCGAAAUAACUGUUGGAAGGAGAAGCAGCAAAAGGAAGGCUUGCUAUACCGGGCCCGCUACUUUGGUGACACAGAUAUGUACCACAGAGCACAGAAGAUGGGAACCCCAAGCUGCAGCCGGCUGUCAGAGACUAUGAAAUCCCUGGAGAACUUUUGGUGACACGCACUGAGCCAAGGUGAUGGACUGUAUAUUUAAGGAAAGACAUACAAAGAAAAAAUUAAAAUGGAAUUGGAGGCCGAACGCUGCACAACUGCCCUCUCUCUCACCCAGUAAAUGCAGAAAGCUCUUAGGACAGACAGAAAACCUGCCAGGGGCUGCUUCCUUCCCUCCCAGGGCUGGCAGAGGCUCUGCAUCAGCUCGCUCCUAGGAUACAGAAACCAUGGCAACGAAAGUAGAAUGUAAAACUUGCAGCAAAUGUCUGUGGGAAGGACUGGGGGAGGGGGUGCCCAACUGCCUCUCCUCCCCCCUCAGGAGCCACCACCAGUCACCUCACAGGAGAAGCAUUGGCCAAGGAUAGAGAGGAAGAAAGAAGGAAAAAAACUCUCCAUAGAAUGUAACUUAUGAUGCAUGUAUAUGUAUAUAUAUAUCUAUUUAUAUGUAAAUAGGCAUAUAUAAAGAUAUAUAUAUAUAUACACACAUAUAGAGUCUACUUUUUAAACUAUGCAGGGAUUGAGUUAAGCUAUUCAGAUGAUUUCCUCUGUGUUUCAGAAAACGAGGCCUGUUUGGGGAAGGCAUCCUGGUCCUUCAAAAGCUAGACAUUAGCCACAGCUGACGGCAUAAGGAAAGUUGGAUCAUAAUGCUUUUAAUGUCCCCUGCCCUGCAGCCCCAGCCUGUUUUUUGAUGGCAGCAGUAAUCAUGAUGGUAUAAAUCCAUAGAAAACUUCUGAACGUCACCAGAUUUAUGGUUGAGCUGGAGAGGAACAGCUGUGGGGAAGAAAGUUGCCCCUAGGGUUGGGUACCAGGUCAGUAUUGAGCCAUGGUGGAGGCCCAGACAGCCUGCUGGGGUGAGGAGCACCCACUCAAGUUGCCCCACCCCUGCCUUUGGCCACCUUAGGUGGGUUCUUUGUCCUUGUGCCCAGGAGCCCCUCAGCCAGUCCCCUGCCCAUAGAACUGCAGGGCUUGGAGAGGUGCCAGGUUCUACCUAACUACUUCCCCACCUGGGUCCCUACAUGGGUUUUGCCUUAUAAGUGCCAUAGGGCACGGCUCCAUCGUUGCCACUGGUUUUUCCUAAGUCAUGCACCAAGAACUCCAGAAGACUCUUCUUCCAAGAGUCAGCCCAGGACCCCAGGGCAGCAGCCUGGCUCAUGAAGAAAAGUCAGUGCCUGUGGGCACCUCUGUCUUCACCCUCCGUGGACAUGGUUGCACCAGGCCUCCUCGUGCACACUCGAUGAAGGAUACACCUGAACCAGAAUGUUUUUCUUACCCUCCCCUUCGGAUGAGGAUUUUUCUCAAAACAGUUGCUGCCAGAGGAAGGAGGGAGGUUUUAUUUAUUCCCACAUUUACACUGGGCCUUUUGGAAUUGCGUUCUUCCCGAGCUUUCCUGUGGUGGUGGGCAUGGUGUUGCGCCUGCCAUCUUCCAAAGCCUUACUUCCCCAAGCUGCCAGCCACGCAGUGGCAACUGUCCUCCCCGAGUUUAUCUUGGCUCUUUUUUAAAAGUACCCCCAACAAAUAGGAUUCCUGCUGGGAAAGGAAGUUUGGUAAGGAAAUGUCAAAUCUGGUUUUUAAACAAGUUCGCACCCUGCAAUGAAGUGGCCUCCCCGGCCCAGAGAGAUUAUAAGAACUGGAUGCAGGCCAGAGUGCCCCACCCGAGGUGGCCCUGGUGCUCUGCCCCCACCACCCCGACCGUCUGGUUUUGGUAGCUGUACCUAGACGGGCUGAGCCAUGUGCAAUAAGAACAGAUCCUAAAGGAUCCCCUGAGAAGCUGUAUUUCUUGAAUUAGAAUUCUGAAAUUGUACAUCUAUAAAUAUAUGUUUAUUAUGUGA
Molecule: messenger RNA, 3218 nt
Organism: Ictidomys tridecemlineatus (thirteen-lined ground squirrel)
Lineage: Eukaryota; Metazoa; Chordata; Mammalia; Rodentia; Sciuridae
Gene: Dnajb12
Product: DnaJ heat shock protein family (Hsp40) member B12
Biological process (GO): cellular response to misfolded protein
Cellular component (GO): endoplasmic reticulum membrane
Molecular function (GO): Hsp70 protein binding
Source: RefSeq, a predicted model, not a curated record